AGUUCUGCUGCGAUCGCGCCACUGCGCACUACGUAACGCUUCGGGAAUCGCACAUCCAGAUCCAGAUUCAGAUCCACAUCCAGAUAUCUGUGACAUUUUGUCGAUUUCGUUUUCAGUCAAAUGCGGCACUAAAAUGUUAAUUCAGCCAAAGCAAACAACGAUUAUCGAGUGAAAUAGGAAUCGAACGCCACAAAUCGCGAACUCGGGGUGAAGAUCGAGUGCCUCGAUGACUAUGUUUUGGCAACAAAAUGUAGACCACCAGUCGGAUGAGCAGGACAAACAGGCGAAGGGUGCGGCGCCCACAAAGAGAUUGAACAUCAGCUUCAAUGUGAAGAUCGCGGUGAAUGUGAAUACCAAGAUGACCACCACCCACAUCAAUCAGCAGGCACCUGGCACCUCCUCCUCCUCGUCGAACUCCCAGAAUGCCUCACCCAGCAAGAUUGUGGUCCGCCAGCAGAGCAGCUCCUUCGAUCUACGUCAGCAAUUGGCUCGCUUAGGCCGCCAAUUGGCCAGUGGCCAGGAUGGCCAUGGCGGCAUAUCCACCAUACUGAUCAUCAAUCUUCUCCUGCUCAUUCUACUCUCGAUCUGCUGCGAUGUCUGCCGAUCGCACAACUAUACGGUGCACCAGAGUCCCGAACCCGUCUCCAAAGACCAAAUGCGCCUGCUGCGUCCCAAGCUGGACAGCGAUGUGGUCGAGAAGGUGGCCAUCUGGCACAAGCACGCCGCCGCAGCUCCGCCAAGCAUUGUCGAGGGCAUCGCCAUCAGCAGCAGGCCACAGUCAACGAUGGCCCAUCAUCCAGAUGAUCGAGAUCGGGAUCGUGAUCCUUCGGAGGAACAGCAUGGCGUCGACGAGCGAAUGGUCCUGGAACGCGUGACCAGGGAUUGUGUGCAGCGCUGCAUUGUUGAGGAGGAUCUGUUUCUGGACGAAUUUGGAAUACAGUGCGAAAAGGCGGACAAUGGCGAGAAGUGCUACAAAACACGAUGCACCAAGGGCUGUGCCCAGUGGUAUCGCGCCCUCAAGGAGCUGGAGUCCUGCCAGGAGGCCUGCCUGUCCCUCCAGUUCUACCCGUACGACAUGCCCUGCAUCGGUGCCUGCGAGAUGGCCCAGCGGGACUACUGGCACCUCCAGCGACUGGCCAUCAGCCACCUGGUGGAGCGGACGCAGCCGCAGCUGGAGCGAGCUCCUCGGGCGGACGGACAGUCCACGCCACUGACCAUCCGCUGGGCGAUGCACUUUCCGGAACACUACCUGGCCAGCAGACCCUUCAACAUUCAGUACCAGUUUGUGGAUCACCACGGCGAGGAGCUGGAUCUCGAGCAGGAAGACCAGGAUGCAUCCGGAGAGACGGGUUCCAGUGCCUGGUUUAACUUAGCCGAUUACGACUGUGACGAGUAUUAUGUGUGCGAGAUACUGGAGGCCCUGAUACCCUACACACAAUACAGGUUCCGAUUUGAGUUGCCUUUCGGCGAGAAUAGAGACGAAGUCCUCUACUCUCCGGCCACGCCCGCCUACCAAACGCCACCCGAGGGCGCGCCCAUCUCGGCUCCGGUCAUCGAGCAUCUGAUGGGUCUCGACGACAGCCACCUGGCUGUCCACUGGCAUCCCGGUCGCUUCACCAAUGGACCCAUCGAGGGUUACCGCCUGCGUUUGAGUUCCUCGGAGGGAAACGCUACAAGUGAACAGCUGGUUCCGGCCGGACGAGGUAGCUACAUCUUUUCCCAGCUACAAGCCGGCACCAACUAUACCCUGGCGCUGAGCAUGAUCAACAAACAGGGUGAGGGUCCGGUGGCCAAGGGAUUUGUGCAGACUCACUCCGCUCGAAAUGAAAAGCCUGCCAAGGAUCUGACAGAAAGUGUCCUGCUCGUCGGACGAAGGGCUGUGAUGUGGCAAUCGCUGGAACCGGCUGGUGAGAACUCCAUGAUCUAUCAAUCUCAGGAGGAAUUGGCUGAUAUCGCCUGGUCAAAGCGGGAGCAACAACUGUGGCUGCUCAACGUCCAUGGAGAGUUGCGCAGCUUAAAAUUUGAAUCCGGCCAGAUGGUGAGUCCAGCGCAGCAGCUCAAGCUGGAUCUGGGAAACAUAUCCAGUGGAAGAUGGGUUCCUCGCAGAUUGAGCUUCGACUGGCUGCAUCAUCGACUGUACUUCGCUAUGGAGUCGCCAGAGCGAAACCAAUCCAGCUUUCAGAUUAUCAGCACAGAUUUGCUGGGUGAAUCAACGCAGAAAGUGGGCGAGUCCUUUGAUCUGCCCGUUGAGCAGUUGGAAGUGGAUGCCCUGAAUGGCUGGAUUUUCUGGAGGAACGAGGAGUCGCUGUGGCGUCAGGAUCUGCAUGGUCGAAUGAUCCAUCGCCUGUUGAGGAUCAGGCAGCCCGGUUGGUUCCUGGUGCAGCCACAACACUUCAUCAUCCAUCUAAUGCUUCCACAGGAGGGUAAAUUCCUAGAGAUAAGCUACGAUGGUGGGUUCAAGCAUCCACUGCCGCUACCACCGCCUUCGAAUGGAGCUGGAAAUGGACCUGCAUCCAGCCAUUGGCAAAGCUUUGCCCUGUUGGGUCGCUCCCUGCUCCUGCCCGAUUCUGGUCAGCUGAUCCUGGUUGAGCAGCAGGGUCAGGCAGCCAGUCCCAGUGCCUCAUGGCCUCUAAAGAACUUGCCCGACUGUUGGGCCGUGAUACUCCUGGUGCCGGAAAGCCAACCACUGACCAGCGCUGGAGGAAAACCGCACAGCUUGAAGGCCUUGCUGGGAGCCCAGGCGGCAAAGAUCUCGUGGAAGGAGCCGGAACGCAAUCCCUACCAAUCGGCGGAUGCAGCACGCAGCUGGAGCUACGAACUGGAAGUGCUUGAUGUGGCCAGCCAAAGUGCCUUUAGCAUUCGCAAUAUUCGUGGACCCAUCUUUGGACUGCAGCGCCUGCAGCCGGAUAAUCUCUAUCAACUGCGAGUUAGGGCAAUAAACGUGGAUGGAGAGCCGGGCGAGUGGACUGAACCGUUGGCUGCCCGCACCUGGCCACUGGGUCCACAUCGCUUGAGAUGGGCCAGCCGGCAGGGAAGCGUCAUUCAUACCAACGAGCUGGGCGAGGGCUUGGAAGUGCAGCAGGAACAGUUGGAGCGACUACCCGGACCCAUGACCAUGGUGAAUGAAAGCGUGGGCUACUACGUCACUGGCGACGGUCUACUGCACUGCAUCAAUCUGGUGCACAGCCAGUGGGGAUGCCCAAUCUCGGAGCCACUGCAGCACGUGGGCUCGGUGACUUACGACUGGCGGGGCGGAAGAGUUUAUUGGACGGAUCUGGCCAGGAAUUGCGUGGUGCGCAUGGAUCCAUGGUCGGGCAGUCGGGAACUGUUGCCCGUCUUCGAGGCCAACUUCCUGGCAUUGGAUCCGCGUCAAGGCCACCUGUACUAUGCCACCAGCUCUCAGCUGUCGCGACAUGGUUCCACGCCCGAUGAAGCGGUCACUUAUUAUCGUGUUAAUGGGCUGGAGGGAAGCAUCGCCUCCUUUGUGCUGGACACCCAGCAGGAUCAGCUCUUCUGGCUUGUUAAAGGCUCUGGUGCACUGCGUUUGUAUCGUGCGCCCCUGACAGCUGGCGGGGAUUCACUGCAGAUGAUCCAGCAGAUUAAAGGCGUCUUUCAGGCUGUCCCGGACAGUUUGCAGCUUCUGCGGCCCUUGGGCGCACUUCUUUGGCUGGAGCGGAGUGGCAGGAGAGCUCGCUUGGUCCGCCUGGCUGCUCCUCUGGAUGUCAUGGAGCUACCGACACCGGACCAGGCCUCUCCUGCCUCCGCAUUGCAAUUAUUGGACCCACAACCAUUGCCUCCGCGGGAUGAGGGGGUUAUUCCAAUGACCGUGCUCCCGGAUAGCGUGCGUCUGGACGAUGGCCACUGGGACGACUUCCAUGUGCGCUGGCAGCCAUCCACUUCCGGUGGCAAUCACAGCGUCUCCUAUCGUCUGCUCCUCGAGUUUGGCCAAAGACUACAAACCUUGGAUUUGAGCACACCAUUUGCCCGGCUGACCCAAUUGCCGCAGGCUCAAUUGCAGCUAAAGAUCAGCAUCACACCGCGAACCGCGUGGCGAAGUGGAGACACCACUCGGGUGCAGCUCACCACCCCGCCGGUGGCUCCUAGUCAGCCUCGUCGUCUGCGCGUGUUCGUGGAGCGCUUGGCCACUGCCCUGCAGGAGGCUAAUGUGAGUGCUGUGCUCCGCUGGGAUGCGCCGGAACAGGGUCAGGAGGCGCCGAUGCAGGCGCUGGAGUAUCACAUCAGCUGUUGGGUGGGCUCAGAGCUGCACGAGGAGUUGCGCCUCAAUCAGAGUGCCCUGGAGGCCCGCGUAGAGCACCUGCAACCGGAUCAGACGUACCACUUCCAGGUGGAGGCACGUGUGGCUGCCACGGGAGCGGCAGCGGGCGCAGCUAGUCAUGCCCUCCAUGUGGCACCGGAGGUGCAGGCGGUGCCACGCGUACUCUACGCCAAUGCAGAGUUUAUUGGCGAACUGGACCUGGACACACGGAAUCGCAGGCGACUGGUGCACACGGCCAGUCCGGUUGAGCAUCUGGUGGGGAUCGAGGGAGAGCAGCGAUUGCUGUGGGUCAACGAGCACGUGGAGCUGCUCACCCAUGUCCCGGGAUCAGCUCCAGCAAAGCUGGCCAGAAUGAGGGCCGAGGUCUUGGCACUGGCCGUGGACUGGAUACAGCGUAUCGUCUACUGGGCGGAACUGGAUGCUACUGCACCGCAGGCGGCGAUAAUCUAUCGCCUGGAUCUGUGCAACUUUGAAGGGAAGAUCCUGCAGGGCGAGCGGGUGUGGAGCACUCCCAGGGGACGGUUGCUGAAGGAUCUGGUGGCCCUGCCACAGGCGCAAUCUCUGAUCUGGUUGGAGUACGAGCAGGGAUCUCCGAGAAAUGGUUCGCUCCGGGGCAGAAAUCUAACCGAUGGCUCGGAGCUGGAGUGGGCAACGGUUCAGCCGCUAAUCCGUCUGCAUGCUGGAAGCUUAGAGCCCGGAUCGGAGACCUUGAACCUGGUGGACAACCAGGGCAAGCUGUGUGUCUACGAUGUGGCCCGUCAGCUGUGCACGGCCAGCGCUUUGCGGGCACAGCUGAACUUGCUGGGCGAGGACUCCAUUGCUGGUCAGUUGGCCCAGGAUUCGGGAUACCUUUACGCCGUGAAAAACUGGAGCAUUCGUGCUUAUGGUCGCCGGCGCCAGCAGCUGGAGUAUACGGUGGAACUGGAGCCGGAAGAGGUGCGUCUGCUCCAGGCACACAACUAUCAGGCCUAUCCGCCCAAGAACUGUCUGCUCCUUCCUUCAUCCGGCGGAUCCCUUUUGAAAGCUACCGAUUGUGAGGAGCAGAGAUGCCUAUUACACUUACCCAUGAUCACAGCCUCCGAAGAUUGUCCACUGCCUAUUCCUGGCGUUAGAUACCAACUGAAUCUUACGUUGGCCAAGGAGCCGGGAUCCGAGGAGCACGAUCAUGGGAUGGAGCCCCUGGGACAGUGGCUGCUCGGUGCUGGGGAAUCGUUGAAUCUUACAGACCUGCUGCCCUUCACCCGUUAUCGCGUGUCUGGAAUUUUGAGCAGCUUUUACCAAAAGAAGUUGGCAUUACCCACCUUGGUGUUGGCACCACUGGAGCUCCUUACCGCCUCUGCCACGCCCUCGCCUCCAAGGAACUUCAGUGUUCGUGUGCUUAGUCCCAGGGAACUGGAGGUCAGCUGGUUGCCGCCGGAGCAGCUGCGUAGCGAAAGUGUCUACUACACGCUCCACUGGCAACAGGAACUGGAUGGUGAAAAUGUCCAGGAUCGGCGGGAAUGGGAGGCACAUGAGCGGCGACUGGAGACGGCGGGCACUCAUCGAUUGACUGGAAUCAAGCCGGGAUCUGGGUAUAGCCUGUGGGUUCAGGCCCAUGCCACGCCCACCAAGAGCAACAGCAGCGAGCGGCUGCAUGUGCGUAGUUUCGCCGAAUUACCCGAGUUGCAGCUCCUGGAACUGGGACCCUAUUCUCUGAGUCUCACCUGGGCGGGAACACCGGAUCCACUGGGAUCGCUGCAGCUCGAAUGCCGAUCGUCGGCUGAGCAACUGCGUCGCAAUGUGGCCGGAAAUCACACUAAGAUGGUGGUGGAGCCAUUGCAGCCACGCACCCGCUACCAGUGUCGCCUGCUCCUGGGCUAUGCGGCGACGCCGGGAGCUCCACUGUACCAUGGCACUGCAGAGGUGUACGAAACUCUGGGAGAUGCGCCCAGUCAGCCGGGCAAGCCACAAUUGGAGCACAUCGCUGAGGAGGUUUUCCGUGUCACCUGGACGGCGGCCCGCGGUAAUGGAGCACCCAUUGCUCUCUACAAUCUGGAGGCACUCCAGGCGAGGAGCGACAUUCGCCGGAGGCGCAGAAGAAGGCGCCGCAAUAGCGGUGGAUCACUAGAGCAGUUGCCGUGGGCUGAGGAACCGGUGGUCGUGGAGGAUCAGUGGCUGGACUUCUGCAACACCACCGAGCUGAGCUGCAUUGUGAAGAGUCUGCAUUCGAGCAGGUUGCUCCUCUUCCGUGUGCGUGCGCGGAGCUUGGAGCACGGAUGGGGACCUUACAGCGAGGAGAGCGAACGGGUGGCGGAGCCCUUCGUUUCGCCGGAGAAGAGAGGAUCACUGGUCCUGGCCAUCAUUGCGCCGGCUGCCAUCGUUUCCAGCUGCGUUCUGGCAUUGGUGCUCGUUCGAAAAGUUCAAAAGCGACGACUGCGUGCCAAGAAACUGCUUCAGCAGAGCCGUCCCAGCAUCUGGAGCAACCUGUCCACCUUGCAGACGCAACAGCAGCUGAUGGCCGUCAGGAAUCGCGCCUUCUCCACCACGCUGAGUGAUGCGGACAUCGCUCUGCUGCCCCAAAUUAAUUGGAGUCAACUGAAGUUGCUCCGAUUUCUUGGCAGCGGUGCUUUUGGUGAGGUAUACGAGGGUCAGUUGAAGACGGAGGACUCCGAGGAGCCGCAACGAGUGGCCAUCAAGAGCCUGCGCAAGGGAGCCAGUGAAUUUGCCGAGCUGCUUCAGGAGGCUCAGCUGAUGAGCAACUUCAAGCACGAGAACAUUGUGUGCCUGGUGGGAAUCUGCUUCGACACCGAGUCCAUAUCUCUGAUUAUGGAGCACAUGGAAGCGGGCGACUUGCUAAGCUACCUACGUGCCGCCAGGGCUACCAGCACCCAGGAGCCACAACCCACUGCUGGACUCUCGCUCUCCGAGCUCCUGGCCAUGUGCAUUGAUGUGGCCAACGGCUGCAGUUAUCUGGAGGACAUGCACUUUGUGCAUCGCGACCUGGCCUGCCGGAACUGUUUGGUCACGGAAUCGACGGGCAGCACGGAUCGUCGGCGCACCGUGAAGAUUGGUGACUUCGGAUUGGCGAGGGACAUCUACAAGAGCGACUACUACCGAAAGGAGGGCGAGGGCCUGCUACCGGUGCGCUGGAUGUCGCCGGAGAGUCUCGUCGACGGGUUGUUCACCACACAGUCGGAUGUGUGGGCCUUUGGAGUGCUCUGCUGGGAGAUCCUCACACUGGGCCAGCAGCCGUAUGCGGCGAGGAACAACUUCGAGGUGCUGGCCCAUGUCAAGGAGGGCGGACGGCUCCAGCAGCCGCCCAUGUGUACGGAGAAGCUUUACUCCCUGCUCCUGCUUUGCUGGCGAACGGAUCCGUGGGAGCGACCCAGUUUCCGGCGCUGCUACAACACACUCCAUGCCAUCAGCACCGAUUUGCGGCGCACCCAAAUGGCCUCGGCAACUGCGGAUACGGUUGUCAGCUGCUCCAGGCCGGAGUUCAAGGUGCGAUUCGAUGGCCAGCCGCUGGAGGAGCAUAGAGAGCACAAUGAGCGGCCGGAGGAUGAGAACCUGACGCUGCGGGAAGUGCCGCUCAAGGAUAAGCAACUGUAUGCAAACGAGGGAGUCUCGCGACUUUAGAAAGGUGACUCCCAUGUCCUUCACAAAGGUCGUCUCAAAACGAUUAGCUUUCCAUUUAAUCUAAGUUCUAAGUUUAAUAUGUACGAGAAUAUAAAAUGGUCGAUGAGGAUGGCAAGUUUGUAUUCUAUUUCAGAUUAAGAUACUUUUUUUUUUCUUCUCAGAUACAGGAAUUAUGGGCAAGCGCAUUGCCUAUAAGUUUUAUUUGCACCGCUAUUUAUUUAUUUUCUUUAAUAUUUCAAUUAAUGGAUAGACUUAAAUAUAUUAUAAAAUUUUUGGUACU
Molecule: messenger RNA, 8171 nt
Organism: Drosophila melanogaster (fruit fly)
Lineage: Eukaryota; Metazoa; Arthropoda; Insecta; Diptera; Drosophilidae
Gene: sev
Product: sevenless
Exons: 12
Coding region: 227-7891 (2554 amino acids)
Biological process (GO): cell surface receptor protein tyrosine kinase signaling pathway; anatomical structure morphogenesis; animal organ development
Cellular component (GO): plasma membrane; membrane
Molecular function (GO): ATP binding; protein kinase activity; protein tyrosine kinase activity
Source: RefSeq, marked reviewed